AUGACCGGAUUGGUAAAUGAGACGCUGGCAGACUGUGGUGUACCUUAUACUCACCUCUUCGCAAUGUCGCCAUUUCGAAGACGGAAACGAGUUCGUGGUUCGGCUCAACGUAAUAAAGGCAUUGAGUGGAUUCGCAAUCACCCAGUACCAGCGAAUGAGAAGGCCAUAGUCUUCUUCGCCGAUGAUGACAAUACCUAUGACCCUAGGAUUUUCAAGGAGGCAACCCACAAACCCACACUCUUGUCGUUUGUCUUUUCGGACACUUCCCCCUCCUCUCUCUCUCCCGUAUCUUCCGUUGACCGCACUGCUCAUUGUGUUCUACCUUUUGGAACUACCGCUGGUUGCUAUUUUAUGCAGAUGCUCACGACAGAACUGGGUUCAACUUGGCCAGUGGGCUUGGUUGGUGGAAGUAAGUGGGAAGGCUGUAUCACCGAUCCCAAAGAUCGAACAAAAAUAAUCGAUUUUUGGUGUAUUUUCCGACCGUGGCGACAAUUCCCUUUCGACAUGGCAGCCUUUGCUGUUAACGCACGACUUUUUACUCUCUUUCCGUCUGCCCAGUUUGACUAUUUCCGAGCACUUGAGCAAGAAGGUGUCAUUCUAUCUCAAUUAGGCUUUCGAAGUGGCUAUGACUUGGAGCCUAAAGUCAAUGGUUGUUCAAAGAUACUGGUGUGGCAUACCAAGACCAAGACGCCACCAUUCUUUCCCUAUCUCGGAUUCCAACCUCCACCCCCAAGUUACCUGUAA
Molecule: messenger RNA, 744 nt
Organism: Rodentolepis nana
Lineage: Eukaryota; Metazoa; Platyhelminthes; Cestoda; Cyclophyllidea; Hymenolepididae
Source: the annotation of a GenBank genome assembly